Messenger RNA from Impatiens glandulifera, 885 nucleotides. RefSeq names its product ethylene-responsive transcription factor ERF110-like. Gene Ontology annotation, biological process: ethylene-activated signaling pathway; regulation of DNA-templated transcription. The transcript is spliced from 2 exons. Gene Ontology annotation, molecular function: DNA binding; DNA-binding transcription factor activity. The record is from RefSeq and is a predicted model, not a curated record. Lineage: Eukaryota; Viridiplantae; Streptophyta; Magnoliopsida; Ericales; Balsaminaceae. Bases 16 to 774 code for a protein of 252 amino acids.
CAAUACACAGAGCAUAUGCAGAACAGAGAAUCACCGACUCUUCCGAAUGUGCAAGAUGAAGAUGAUUUCUUUAGAAGAAUCAAUAGGCUAAGUUCAAAUAGUUACAUCUCAACAACCUUAAUGCAACCAUCAUCAUCCUUGCCGGUGGCUCCGUGUUCCAACGAAGGAACCGAUGACAGGAGAAGAAGAUACAGGGGAGUUAGACAAAGACCAUGGGGAAAAUGGGCAGCCGAGAUUAGAGACCCACAUAGAGCAACACGAUGCUGGCUCGGAACCUUUGAUUCGCCAGAAGCCGCAGCACGUGCUUACGACGAGGCUGCAUACAGAUUCCGUGGAAACAAAGCCAAACUAAAUUUCCCAGAAAACAUCCAUUUGGAACCUCCUGUUCCAUCCCAACAAGAGAAUACGCCUUUAACGACGUCGGCUCCUGCUCAGAUGACAGACCAAAUGUCUAGUAUGAGAGAUUAUUGGGAAUAUUCACAGCUUUUACGAAGCAGUUGGGAUGAGAAUAGUUUGACACUUUCCACUUCAAUGCCUGGGGCUUUCUAUUCUCAGGCUCAACCAGCUGCCGCUGCUGUCGCUGCUGCUGCCACUUCUUCGUCGUCAACUUCUUUACCUAGUUCAUCGAGUUCUUCAUAUCCUCUCUUUACGUCCGACCCACAAUUUGGAUAUGUCCGAUCGCCUGCUAGUCAGAGUAGUGGACGAUGGUCGGAUUUCCUGGCACCGCCGUGGACUGGUUCUGGCCACUAUCCACCUUCCUCGAGUGGAAUAUGAAUUUUCAUCAAAUGCAAAUAAAUAAAUAAAUUAUUUUGUUUUUGUUGUAUAACACUUUAUACCUUGCAUGAAUAUAUGGUUUAUUAUAUUUCAGCUAUUAGUUUGUUUUUC